AUGUCCAAACGUUGGAACAGCGACUAUGUGGUCACGGCGGAGCAUCGCGAUUUACAGGCUAGCACCAUGGCUGUGGACGCGACCGGCAACUAUGUUUUAUUAGCCGGACGCAGAUAUUUUGCAGUGAAGCGUUUAGAUGAGGAUAUGAACACAUUGAAGAAGUUCCAACGACAAAGCAAAUAUGAGGUUGGCUCUGCGGAAUGGAAUCCAUGCGACCUGAACAGCCAUUUGUGUGCAAUAUCUAGCAAUUCGCGAGUGGAGAUAUUAAAUUUCACAGGAGCGGGAGGGUAUGAAUUGCAAACCACGCAGAGUCUUGCUAGGGCACACACACGUGUGAUUAGUGAUCUAAAUUGGCAUCCUAAAGAGCCAGACAUCAUAGCUUCUUGCAGUAUCGACACAUUCAUACAUAUCUGGGACAUACGGGAGCAGAGAAAGCCAUGCUUGUCGUUGUCUGCAGUUGCGGGAUCAUCUCAGGUACGUUGGAAUGCUCUAUCACCUCAUACCUUGGCUACUGCGCAUGACGGUGACGUUAAGAUAUGGGAUCAGCGGAAAGGAAAUAGCCCUGUGCAGUAUAUCACAGCUCAUUUAACAAAGAUACACGGUUUGGACUGGUGUCCCUUUCAGCACAAUCAAUUGGCAACGUCAAGCCAAGACUGCACCGUCAAGAUCUUCGACAUCGCCAAUCCGCGCAGGGCCGAGGGUAUCAUGACGACGAAUUCUCCUGUGUGGAGAGCAAGGUACACGCCCUUUGGAGAAGCUCUAGUGACGAUAGUGGUGCCGCAAUUACGACGAGGAGAAAACAGCCUGCUGCUGUGGAACAUGUCGAAUCUCAGCGCGCCGAUAUACACGUUUGCGGGGCACACGGACGUCGUGCUCGAAUUUCAAUGGCGACAUCCGAGAUUAGAAAACAACGAUUUUGAACUUAUCACAUGGUCCAAGGAUCAAUGUCUGAGGAUAUUUAAGAUCGAUCCUUUCCUGAAAAAGUUAUGCGGCAACGGUAUAGACGACGGCAUAUCAGUUUACUCGCAGUACUCUGAGGAGAACAAUUUAAGGACUCUGCAAUCCACUCAAGAACUGCAGCUUAACGGCUCGCAGAGCGCGCCCGAGAUCAACUACAUAACGACGAAAGUGGACGAGCCGGUGCCGCACUCGGAAACGAUCAAUCUGCCGGACAGCUCGAAAGAAGUCUCGUCGCCCACUCAGCCAAAGAGUUUGCAGCAGGAGUUCUCCUUGAUAAACAUGAACAUACCAAAUAUAGAGGUGAACGCGAUGGACGCGACGGAGAGGAGUUGCACGAUCACCGCGUGCACGAAGAAUUACAAUGUGAUAUUAAAGGUGAAUUUCCCGGUGAAUUAUCCGUACAGCGCGCAACCGACCUUCCAAUUCUGUCCUGGGACGUCCAUCGACAAUGCGACCAUGACGAAGUUGCUGAAGGUCCUCACGCAGACCGCGCAACAGCGCGUCCGGAAGAAUCGUUCGUGCUUGGAGCCGUGUCUCAGGCAGCUGAUUAUCACUCUGGAGCAGACAUGUAAGAACGACGAGGACGAGAACAGUCGGCUGGCGUAUCACAUACAGGACAACGCGAACUUCCUCGGCUCGACCAACAUAUGCGCGAAUUAUCAGGAUUCCUACAUACCGUUCCCCAGGACAUCCGGCGCCAAGUUCUGUUGCGUAGGUAUACUCGUUUGUUUCGGCCGGCCUUCGUACGCGAAGAGAUCGUCCAACAUCUUGAAAGCGGGAGGCACGACGCCCAGAGCGCUGUCCGCUCUGGGAAGUGGCAACGGCGAGCCUUUCAUGCACAUGUACCGGAACUCGUAUGUGCCGACCAACGACAACAUGUCCAUCAGCUCGUAUUACUUCCAAGAUCGCCAGAAAGGUAUGCGACGAGGGUUGCACGGUGCGAGCAGGAUGCACGACAGGUCCGAUUACAAAAAUUACCACCCGAUGGUCACGACAUACGACGCCUCGUCGUUGUUCUUCGUCAACAAGGAGCUCGCCGAGAAGUACAUAAUCAAUAUCACCGAUAUCCCGGCCAUGUGUCAGUACAACGCGAACGUGGCUGCCUCGUUGGAACGGUCCGAUUUGGUCCAGGCUUGGUGUCUGGCCGCCCUAGUCAUUUCGCAGCCGAUCUCGGAGAUCGAGGAGAAUCCGUGCCCGAUCCUUCCCAAUAUCGACGCCCCGUGGCCUCUGCACCCCUUCGGCCAGAACGUCAUUCAUUCAUUAAUACAGCAUUACGCCAAUCUAUCGGACAUUCAGAUGGCCGGCAUGUUGAGCUGCGCGUUCAGCUACAGAUCUGAGAACACGGACGCUGCCCAGACCCGGCUGAUCAGCAAAUCCGUGAACGUCAGUAGGCUUUCCACAGGAAAAUGGUGGUUAAAGCCUGGCGGCUCGCCUUAUCACACUAUACAUCUAGUGAACUCCACGCUGGAGGGAUGGAACUUCCAGAACCUAAAACAGCAUCGCUCCAACUCGUGGUCGGAGUCGUUGGACGACUUGAAAGUAAUUCAGGACACGUUCGGAGACUCGGCGAAGAACAUCAAGUUACUCGAUGAGAAGUACACCGCGCUGUACGACGGCUACAAGAAAGCGUACGCCGAGGUAUUGCACAGGUGGCGGUUGUUGGACGCCCGGGCGCAGGUGUUGAAACACCUGAGCGCGCCGCCCUUCGACACGCACAAGGGCGUCGAACUGCAGUGCCAGUGUCAGAUCUGCGACAAGAUCAGUCGUGGGCCGCAAUGCGCGAACUGCAAGCGGCUGAGCUUCCAAUGCGUCAUAUGUCACAUCGCGGUCAGAGGUUUGAGUAACUUCUGCAUGCUCUGUGGCCACGGUGGGCACACUCAGCACUUGGCCGCGUGGUUCAGCAACGAGACGAUAUGCCCCACUGGUUGCGGCUGUUACUGUCUGCAGGAGAGUUCGGUAUUGUUUAAGAUAUAAGUAAUGUAGAUGAAAUUGUUGUACAUAGUAGUCGUGAUGACCACAUGUGAAUCGCGUUGUUACUGUGAAAGAGGAAUAAAUUUAUGGCUCUUCUUUAAAUCUCCGAGUUGCCUCCAAGCAAGCUCGACGCGAACUGAUUAAUCUUCAAAAGUUGGGGUCAGAGGAGUUCGACGACGAUCGCAAGUAACUCAGGGUCGUCAAUGAGAAGUAUCUCGCGAAACUCUCUCUUCGGGGAGUUAUUUAUUUGUACCUUCCUCCCACAGAUUUCUCUGUUCUUUCACGGUUUUCGUAAGACGUAAAUUUAGGCUGAAGAGCUAAUAAGGAUACAGCUCAGCGAUGCGUUGUCACGCGAAGGAAAAAUGCAGUGCAGUAAAAACAAUUUAUUUCGUUAA
This is a messenger RNA of Dinoponera quadriceps, 3326 nucleotides long. It is a transcript of the gene Wdr59, whose product is annotated as WD repeat-containing protein 59. Lineage: Eukaryota; Metazoa; Arthropoda; Insecta; Hymenoptera; Formicidae. The transcript is spliced from 20 exons. The record is from RefSeq and is a predicted model, not a curated record. Gene Ontology annotation, molecular function: protein binding. The coding region runs from base 1 to 2934 and encodes 977 amino acids.